UCACUGGUUUCUCAGUUAUUCUGCUGGUGAGUCAAGUUCUGUGGAAGUGCGAUACAGAGAGAGAAACGCGGGACUGCAGUGUCUCAGCCUCGCGGUGCCACCGGCUGCUACAGGGAUGAGGCGCCAGAGCCGGGCCGGCGCCGGGCAUGCUGGGAAACGUAGUCCGGCCGGAGCGGGAGCGAGCGGGGCGCGGGGGGGAAGGAGACGAACGCCGCUGCUGUGGGCCGCGGUGUUCGUCUGUCUCUGGCUCGGCGCUCAGGCCCAGAUGAAGAUCCCCCCGGAGACGGUGCAGCAAUGGGCCGAGACGUUUGGAAAGCAAUUACUCGCUCUGUCCAGCAGAUACUCUGGAGCCAAACUACUGCAGAAGAAGUACAAAGACAUCGAGGGGGUCGUGAAGAUGGAGGAGAUGGACGGCCAAGAGCUGGUGAAGAGCUUUGCAGAGGAGAUGGAAGAGAUGCUGGGGAGGAAGAUGAAAUCUGUCAAGAGACUGGCGGAGGCAGCAGAAGACGCUGAUCUCUACCACGAGUUUAACGAAACGCUGGAGUUUGACUACUACAACUCUCUGAUGAUCAACAAAGUGGAUGGAAAUGGGAAUCCAGUGGAUCUAGGGGGGGAGUUCGCUCUAGAGGAGAACGAACACUUCAACAAGCUUCAGGUCAACACCCUGUUGAGUGACAUACAAGUCCCUACCAACGUCUUUAAUAAAGACCCUGGUAUUUUAAACGGAGCGUAUAUGUCGGAAGCUCUAAACGAUGUAUUCGUCGAUAACUUCCAGAAGGAUCCGACCCUCACCUGGCAGUACUUUGGUUCCGCUACAGGCUUCUUCAGACUAUAUCCAGGGAUUAAGUGGACUCCGGAUGACAAUGGGGUCGUGACCUUUGACUGCAGGAACAGGAACUGGUACAUCCAGGCAGCCUCUUCCCCUAAAGACGUGGUGAUUGUGGUGGACGUGAGUGGAAGCAUGAAGGGCCUCAGACUGACGAUAGCCAAGCACACCAUCAACACCAUCCUGGACACGCUGGGCGAGAACGACUUUGUCAACAUCAUAGCUUAUAGUGACUACGUAAGUUAUGUGGAGCCAUGCUUCAAGGGCACGCUGGUACAAGCUGAUCUCGACAACAGAGAGCAUUUUAAGAUCCUGGUGGAAGGCCUCCAUGUUAAAGGAGAGGGCAAAGUAAAGAAAGCCAUGAAGGAGUCCUUUAAGAUCCUCAACCAGGCCUCAGCACAGGGCCAGGGCAGUUUGUGUAAUCAGGCCAUCAUGCUGAUAACCGACGGAGCCAUGGAAGACUUCCAGGAGGUCUUUGAAGAGUUCAACUGGCCCGAGCGCAGGGUACGGGUUUUCACCUAUCUGAUUGGACGAGAGAUGACCUUUGCCGAUAACGUGAAAUGGAUCGCAUGCAACAACAAAGGUUACUACACACACAUCUCAACACUGGCUGACGUGCAGGAGAACGUCAUGGAGUACCUCCACGUGCUCAGCCGACCGAUGGUGAUCAACCAUGACCACGACAUCAUCUGGACGGAGGCCUAUAUGGACACUGUGCUGUUUAAUAGCCAGGCUCAGAGCUUACUUCUGAUGACCUCAGUGGCCAUGCCGGUCUUCAGCAAGAAACAAGAAACGUUAUCCCACGGUAUCCUGCUGGGAGUGGUGGGAACUGAUGUGGCUCUCAGAGAACUGAUUCGACUAGCGCCCAGAUACAAGCUGGGUAUCCAUGGUUACGCCUUCCUCAACACCAACAACGGCUACAUCCUGUCUCACCCUGAACUACGACCUCUGUAUAAAGAGGGCAAGAAGCUCAAGCCGAAGCCGAACUAUAACAGUGUUGAUCUGGCAGAGGUUGAGUGGGAGGACACUGAAGAGGCAUUGAGGACAGCGAUGGUGAAGGGAGAGACUGGAUCAUUAUCUCUAGAUGUGAGAACAUCCGUGGACAAAGGGCGUAGAGUGAUGUUCCUGAGGAAUGAGUACUACUACACGGUGAUCAACGAGACCCCGUUCAGUCUGGGAAUAGUGCUGACCAAUGGACAUGGGCAAUAUAGAUUCAUCGGAAAUGUCUCGGUGGAAGAGGGUCUUCAUGACCUGAUAGCUCCCGACCUCACCAUAGCGACUGAGUGGACCUACUGUGAGACGGACAUCGACCCCUCCCACCGGAAGCUGACCCAGAUGCAGGCGAUGGUGCGCUACCUGACCGGGAAGGAGCCCGACCUGGAGUGUGACACGGACCUUCUGGGUCAGACUCUGUUUGAUGCCGUUGUCACUGCGCCGAUGGAGGCAUACUGGACCGCCCUCAUGCUCAACAGCUCCAGCAUGGACGAGGGCGUGGAGACUGCCUUCCUGGGGACUCGGACAGGACUGAUGAGGGUUCAGAGAUACGCCGGCAUCGAGAAGCGCGUCGCCAACACCUUUCUGACGCCGGCAGACAAGCUGAACAUCUUCACCCUGGACCACUUCCCCGUGUGGUACCGGAGGGCCGCUGAGAUCCCAGCAGGGCAGUUCCACUACUACCUGCCCAAAGAGGACACCCGAGGAGCCAAGAUCGUGGUCGCUGCCACAGCCGUCAGCGUGACCGUGGGGAAGAAGACCGCCAUCGCUGGAGGUAGGAGGCAAAGAGGAUUCUUGUCUCUCUCUCUCUCGCUCUAGCUCUCGCUCUCGCUCUCUCUCUCUUUCUCUCUGUCUCUGUCUCUCUCCCUCUCCCUCUCUCCUGUUCUCUCUCUCUCCUGUUCUCUGUU
Molecule: messenger RNA, 2727 nt
Organism: Gadus chalcogrammus (walleye pollock)
Lineage: Eukaryota; Metazoa; Chordata; Actinopteri; Gadiformes; Gadidae
Product: voltage-dependent calcium channel subunit alpha-2/delta-4-like
Exons: 27
Coding region: 116-2638 (840 amino acids)
Cellular component (GO): voltage-gated calcium channel complex
Molecular function (GO): voltage-gated calcium channel activity
Source: RefSeq, a predicted model, not a curated record